This is a messenger RNA of Trypanosoma grayi, 405 nucleotides long. RefSeq lists its product as hypothetical. The record is from RefSeq and is a predicted model, not a curated record. The coding region runs from base 1 to 405 and encodes 134 amino acids. NCBI's taxonomy places the organism in Eukaryota, Euglenozoa, Kinetoplastea, Trypanosomatida, Trypanosomatidae. The transcript has a single exon.
AUGCCUGUUCUAGUGGACAUGCUCCCCGGCCUUCGGUUCAACGCGCCCAGUGAGGCUGUUGUGAGCUUGUGUGACGGUACGGUGCGCACCACAGAUGCUCCAUACAGUAACGGCUCUGACGUCGAAGGGUUUCACAACCACGGCUACCCCGCCGGCAGCUUCGUCUACAGCCUGUUGUCACCGUUUCCGAAGCACCCUGGUGACCGCGUGGUGUGUACCGCCAUUUCGAACUGCCACGGGCUUGACGACCUUUUCUUUAUGACGGAUGAGAAGAAGAAAUUUGUGCGCAUCGGACAUAAGCCGAAACAAAUAGGGACCGGAGGACCGGCACGAAAGUCGGAUCGACGACAUUGUCGAGGUAGACCACAAAGGACGGGUGAGCCAGAAACGUGCCAUGGGGUGUGA